AGUGUGGGCUGCGUCUUUAACACGCCAGGUAACAGUGACACAGGGACGACACAGAUUUACCCUGCUGAACGCCCCGUCAUUUGACAGAAAUCGAACCUCUUUUUCUGUUUUCUCCUCAUUAUAUUUAAGAUAUUUUGUCGCUUCGUCGUCGUUGUUGUUGACGCAGCGUUACCCAAAGGGUGUGCGCCUCUGUGUGCACGAAUAGACACGCGCAUCACGGGCUGCAUCCGCGUCUACACCGUCACUGCCCCUCCCUCUCUGACUGCCGGCAUCACCAGCAGCCCGGAGGGUGCUGUCAUAAACCGGAGAAUAAAUUCCCGUUUAAUGAUCGUGAAAGGGGGGCACUCGUCGUCUUUUGUGUUAAUGGUUAUUGUUGUUGUUAUGGUUGGCUGCAUUCAUUUGUAAGUGCAUGCCUAUAAUGUUCCGUUUGGACACGACCCCAUUCAGAGACGGAGCACAAACCGCUUGUUAGUGUGUUUGGGCUUGGGAGGACACGCCUGUAUAUUCGGUCGAGGGGUGAAUAAUACAUCUCUCUUUCGCUCGCAGGUUUCUCGAGGUUUUCCAAGGGCAUCCGCGAGCGGCACGUUGCGGCAGCGAUGUGCGCGUCUGACGGCUAGACGGAGCCAGAGGGAGGGAGCUUGUUUUCUGCCGCUGUAGUCGUUGAGUUUUCAGAGUCCUCGGUCACAUCCAGGGGUUCGAGUGCUCCGCUCAAGCUGUGCCUCCUCUCCGUUCACCGCCUGGCAUUUAAGGAUGCGACGUCACGAGUUGAUCGCGCCUGACAGAUGUUGCUGUGUUGCAGUUGCACGGGCAUAGGUUCUCCGCGCUUGUUCUCGUUGUGUGUGUGUGUUUUUUGGGGGGUGAUGAUUCUGUAAAACGGUUCGUGCAAUAAACGCCAAGUCCUCGCUCUGUGCUCGGACAGAUCGCGACGCUCAUUUAAAUCUUCGGGAUUCCAUAAAAUGAUACCUGGAUCCACCGCAUCAAUGCUACCGUCUGCAGAAGCUGCGAAAUUGUACCAGACCAAUUACGUCCGCAACUCCAGCGUCAUCGGACUUUUGUGGGCCAUCUUCACCAUCCUGUUCGGCAUCGUUAACGUGAUCAUCUUCUCGCAGCCUUACUGGAUCGGGGAUGGCGUGGAUACGCCGCAGGCCGGCUACUUCGGCCUUUUUCACUUUUGCGUCGGGGACGGCAUCGCCAGAGAACUGGCCUGCCAGGGUACCUUCACUGAGUUCGCCGAUAUCCCCUCCACCGCGUUCAAGGCCGCCUCCUUCUUAGUUGGAAUGUCCAUGAUGCUGAUUGUCAGCUGCAUCGGCUGCUUCAGUCUCUUCUUCCUCCUCGGCACCUCCACCGUGUACAAGAUCUGCGGCUGGAUGCAAGCGGCAUCAGGUGUCUGUCUGGUGCUGGGUUGCAUGAUCUACCCCGAUGGUUGGGACAGUGACGAGGUUCGGAGGAUGUGCGGAGAGCAGACAGACAAGUACAGCCUGGGGGCCUGCUCAGUGCGUUGGGCCUACAUCUUGGCUAUUAUGGGCAUCCUGGACGCUCUCAUCCUCUCCUUCCUGGCCUUUGUCCUGGGGAACCGGCAAGACGGACUCAUGACAGAAGAGCUGCUGGCUGAGAGCAAGGAGGGAGGCAACGCCUAACCAAAUCUGUAGGACAUACAAACACACCAUAUCUCUCCCUCUCCCUCUCCCUCUCCCUCUCUCCAUGAAGUACCAAUCAACCCUCAACAUCAGCUUGGAGGAGGGAGGCCAUCCAGGUCUGUGAAGGAGAGGAAUACUAUGGAAACAGCCAGCCUGCCUUCCACAUUGUCCUGCCACAACCCCCAGUGUAGCCUACCAUCAAAGCCCAUCCAUUUUGCUUGCAGUCCCUAAAUCCUCCCUAGCAUUAAGAUGGAGACCGAUGUACUUUCAUCCCAAUGUGUCUACAGACCUCACCCUUCAACAACAUUGAAUAGACCAUGGCAGGGGCAGAGACUGUUAUUCCGUUGAGAAAUGUAUGGACUACCCACUAUACCUACCCGAGAAGGCACAGGGUUGACAUUGUACACCUGCAGUAUAUGAGCACAGACACAAACACACACACACGCACGCGCCAACUCACUCAUAUGCACAAACACGACUCAACACACAGACAGUACAUUCAAACAAAACAUUUACAAGCUCUGUAAUUACAAGUAUUAAACUAUGUUAACACUUAGCUGUGUGUACCACCGUCAGAAUGUGUGUCAUGUUUUAUUUGUGAAAAGAAGAAACUGCUCACUUUUAGAUAAUAUCGGGUUGACGUAAAUCUGUUGUGUUUCAUUUGUAAAAGUUUGACAAUGAAAUGAAAAAUUUUAGUUUCUUUCUUUGCUCACACACCCCUUUGUUCCUCUUCAUUUACUAGAAGAAAAAAAGAUAUUUAAGAUAUUUUAUAAGAAUAUUAUCAUCCAAAAGAGAAAAAUACUUGUAUUAAAAAGUAUGUACAGUGAAUAUUAAAGAUGUUUUAACUAAAUUCAUUCAAUACCCUGCUAGCUAACUUUGCACAGCGCUUCAGUUUGAGAAGAAAUCUGAUAUUUUAUAGUUUGUGGUAUCUACACUGUGAUGGAGGCUGUUAGGACUGUGUGCUGCAGGACUCAUAGCUGCUGUGUGUGUGUGUGCGUGUGUGUGUGUGAGAGUAGGGAGGUCUGUGGUGUCUGAGUGAGUGUGAGUGCAUGCACAUCUGUGUGUUGGUGUGAAUGUGUUGUGUGCAACAGUUGGCCUAAAGAACCAAUAUGCCAGCCUGACACACAACGGUCCUGCUGUUUAGCUAAAUGUGUCCAUCUCUGUCUUUGUCUCCAGCUCUCUCUUUCUGUUUCCCUCUCUUUGACUCCCUUUCCUCGCUUUGUUUUGUUGGGACAUACAGGGUAACAUGAUGGAGAUGGAGUAUUAUGUAUAGUGACUGGUGUGCCUGAGGAGUGAACUAUAGUGGUAAUAGAUUAGUAAAGCCUGUCCCAGCGUCACCUGUGGAUAUGUUCCUGUGUAAAUAGAUAUUCUAUAUAGAUACCAAACCAUUAUCAAAUAUUGAGGAGGUUAACUUAGACCAAUUAACGAGAUUCCUUUAAGAAUAUAUCAACACUUAAUAAAGGUUUUCACUGUAAAA
This is a messenger RNA of Anarrhichthys ocellatus (wolf-eel), 3114 nucleotides long. Its product is annotated as LHFPL tetraspan subfamily member 3 protein-like. The transcript has 4 exons. Gene Ontology annotation, cellular component: plasma membrane. Lineage: Eukaryota; Metazoa; Chordata; Actinopteri; Perciformes; Anarhichadidae. Gene Ontology annotation, biological process: sensory perception of sound. Bases 957 to 1637 code for a protein of 226 amino acids. The record is from RefSeq and is a predicted model, not a curated record.